GAUUGUGUACCAAAAAAGUCGCUCAGUAGCAACGUGUGUAUUGUUGUACUUUUUUAUAUUAAAGUGUGUGUAAAAGUUUAGCGCUUUUAAGAAUUAAAUACGAAAAUAUGGGUACGAAAAGACCGGGCACAAGUUUAGUACUGGCGCAUGAAAACAAACGCACCAAAAAUGAUCUAAUUGCCUACACCAAUCGUGAUAAGGCGUUGAUGGAAUCGGGAGUUCGACGUACAUCUAAUUUAAUGGCACCAAUAAUGCUUUUAGAAGGUCAUGAGGGAGAGAUUUUCACAACUGAAUUUCAUCCGGAUGGAGAUUUACUGCUUUCGUCUGGCUUCGAUAGACAAAUAUAUAUUUGGAAUGUAUAUGGCGAAUGUGAAAAUGUAAUGGUAAUGUCCGGUCACAGUGGUGCAGUCUUAGAAGCACAUUUUUCGACGGAUGGGUCAAAUAUUUAUACCUGUGCUACUGAUAAAACUGUUGCCAUUUGGGACAUUGUUACGGGGCAGCGAGUACGUAAACUUAAGGGACAUACAAAUUUUGUAAAUACUGUACAUCGUACACGUCGAGGCCUUCAAAUGCUCUGUUCCGGUUCUGACGACCGAACUAUAAGAAUUUGGGAUGCACGAAAAAAGAAUGCGGUACACACAUUGGAAUCGCCGUUUCAAGUAACGGCGGCAUGUUUUAAUGAUAUUGGCGACCAAGUCAUUUCGGGUGGUAUUGAUAAUGAGAUAAAAAUUUGGGAUAUACGCAAACAACAACAGGUGUUACAUCGGCUACGAGGCCAUACUGACACAAUAACAGGAAUAUCGUUGUCACCAGAUGGCUCAUAUUUACUAUCCAAUUCGAUGGAUAAUACGCUGCGAAUUUGGGAUGUGCGCCCCUAUGCUCCGGCCGAGAGGUGUGUUAAAAUUUUUCAAGGACAUCAACACAACUUUGAAAAGAAUCUAUUACGUUGCUCAUGGUCCCCUGAUGGCAGCAAGAUAUCUGCUGGUUCUGCUGAUCGAUACGUGUAUAUCUGGGACACUACAAGUCGGCGCAUAAUUUACAAACUUCCUGGUCACAAUGGCAGCGUUAAUGAUGUCGAUUUCCACACAAAGGAACCACUGAUAUUAUCUGCGUCAAGUGAUAAAACCCUGUAUCUUGGUGAAAUCGAAGAUUAGAUUUUCACUAUUUUCCUGAAGAUAAGCUUGUCAUUUCACACACGAUGUCUUCACAUAAUAUAAAAUAAAACAAAGAGGAUUUGUGAUUGUAAUAAUAUCAACUAUGCUAAAAUGUAUAAA
This is a messenger RNA of Zeugodacus cucurbitae (melon fly), 1274 nucleotides long. Its product is annotated as U5 small nuclear ribonucleoprotein 40 kDa protein. Gene Ontology annotation, molecular function: RNA binding; protein binding. Gene Ontology annotation, cellular component: catalytic step 2 spliceosome. NCBI's taxonomy places the organism in Eukaryota, Metazoa, Arthropoda, Insecta, Diptera, Tephritidae. The transcript has 4 exons. Bases 108 to 1154 code for a protein of 348 amino acids. The record is from RefSeq and is a predicted model, not a curated record.